CGCUGGUUAGCCGCUGUGAUGGAAGUAAACAGGGAUGAGGCGGAGCGCUGCUUUGACAUCGCGGCCGCGGCGUUUACAAACGGCCAGCUGGAGAAGGCCAGGAGGUUCCUGGACAAGGCCCAGAGACUCUUCCCCACCGAACAAGGCCAGGCACUUCUGGACUUGAUUGGGAAGAAUGGAUUUUCAUUCAGACCUGGCUGCCACUCGGAGUUCAACGGGAUGGCAAGGCCUCGACAGCGGCAGACCCCCAGUGAAGAUUUGAGAACUGAAGAAAAGUCCCCAGAUGUGACAAAAACAUACACUGCAGAUCAGCUGGAAGCUGUGAGAAGUAUAAAAGAAUGCAAAGACUUCUAUGAAAUUCUUGGAGUCGGGAAAGACGUGUGUGAAGAUGAACUCAAACGAUCCUACAAGAAACUUGCUCUAAAGUUCCAUCCGGAUAAGAAUCAUGCUCCGGGUGCAACAGAGGCAUUUAAAGCUAUCGGGAAUGCCUAUGCUGUUCUCAGUAACGCUAGCAGAAGAAGACAGUACGAUCAGCGUGGAGAUGAGAGGAAACACCCUUCAAGACACGGGCCAUAUGAGGGGAACUUUGAAGCGGACAUUUCUCCUGAAGACCUCUUCAACAUGUUCUUUGGAGGAGGUUCCCCACCAAGUAACGCUAAUGUGCACACCAAUGGGAGGAUGCGUUACCAAAGGCCAGAGAGAAGAGAGCGACAGAGGGAUGGAGGCCUGGCGAUCUUCGUGCAGGUCAUGCCCAUCCUCAUCCUGGUUAUUGUGUCAGCCCUCAGUCAGAUAAUGAUCAACAGGCCCAGCUACAGCCUCAGCUUCAGACCGUCAGCAGGUUACACUCAGAAACGGCUGACGGAGAACCUGCAGGUGCCAUAUUAUGUGGGGGCGCAGUUUUCCAAAGAUGUGACCGCAGACAAGCUGAAGACGUUAGAACGCAGCGUGGAGGAUGAUUACAUCUCCAACCUUCGCAACAACUGCUGGAAGGAGAAACAGCAGAAGGAGGGCACGCUGUACAGAGCGCGCUAUUUCGGAGACACAGAGCUGUACCAACGAGCGCAGAAGGCGCGCAUGCCCAGCUGUGCCAAACUGUCGGAGAUCACGGCUUCCUUUCAUGGAUGAGGCCAAUUCCACUUACUCCCGAGUACAUUUCAUGCCCUGCACAUUUACAACUUGACAUAUUUGUUUUCAUCUUUCAGAUUAUUGGCUGUAAAUAGACGAGUGGGCGCUCACUCAACAGGCGGUG
This is a messenger RNA of Thalassophryne amazonica, 1249 nucleotides long. RefSeq names its product DnaJ heat shock protein family (Hsp40) member B12b (gene dnajb12b). The record is from RefSeq and is a predicted model, not a curated record. Gene Ontology annotation, cellular component: endoplasmic reticulum membrane. Gene Ontology annotation, biological process: cellular response to misfolded protein. The coding region runs from base 19 to 1125 and encodes 368 amino acids. The transcript has 8 exons. NCBI's taxonomy places the organism in Eukaryota, Metazoa, Chordata, Actinopteri, Batrachoidiformes, Batrachoididae. Gene Ontology annotation, molecular function: Hsp70 protein binding.